UCGUCGCAGCAGCCUGGAGAUUGUCAGUGUUGCUUUGCAUCUCGAUAGGUACGGUAGGUAUCAGCCUUGUGGCUGAGCAUGUGGCGCUAGACAACGCAGCAAUCAACCAAGGGCGUACGCAACACCACUGGCAUCCUCGCGCACACGUCGAGAGUAACAGCGCUCCAAGAGUUUGAUGUCACCUUACGCUUUAACACUCUCUCUGCUCAGGCUCUGAUGGUCUUAAACAAUGGCUGCGAACCGACAUAUCAUCAUGCCUAAUCCCCAAAGUCGGUAUGCCAGGAGCAGGGGGGCACGUAACGCGGUCUGCAAAAUCUGCCUCUGGGAGGUCCUCCGACAUUGCGCCCUGUCUAGUCUACCUCGAAUCAGCCCGUUCAGCAUGACUACACGCCAACGUCGACUCUCGAACUUGUCGCGGAAGAGACCGCACACUUCCAAGCGGUCAGACAGCUCGAUUUGUCACAACACUUUGUUCAGCAUAAUUGUAUUCCGGGAUUUGAAUUAUUGCUGGGUAGUCGAGUCUCUGCGGUUGCCUAGCAAUUGGGCUACCGCUAUCUUGUUUCCUUGUAAUCUCUCGUUUGUCUUCACUGAUUUAGGUUAUCAGUGCGACCAGGGAAUGGUGAGCUUGGCUGGAUGCCUUCAAGUGUGCUCACGCGAUGUCAGCAAGUCCGUUAUUUUGUAGGCCAAAUGCCUCCGACGCAGAGUACUUUAUUACCGCCAGGCAGUCCUCAAAUUCUUAUCGAUAACCAGU
Molecule: messenger RNA, 751 nt
Organism: Didymella exigua CBS 183.55
Lineage: Eukaryota; Fungi; Ascomycota; Dothideomycetes; Pleosporales; Didymellaceae
Exons: 2
Coding region: 230-682 (150 amino acids)
Source: RefSeq, a predicted model, not a curated record